Molecule: messenger RNA, 1030 nt
Organism: Triticum dicoccoides
Lineage: Eukaryota; Viridiplantae; Streptophyta; Magnoliopsida; Poales; Poaceae
Product: nucleolin 2-like
Exons: 9
Coding region: 362-814 (150 amino acids)
Source: RefSeq, a predicted model, not a curated record
UUGGAAUUGAUCUUCCACCUGAAAAGGUGUUCUUAUUUCAGAAGUCUGCUCUGCACAAGUGCAACAUGGCUGGAAAGCCUGCUGUUGUUACUCAUGUUUUGGUCAGUAUGACGGACAACCUAAGGCCUGCUCGCGCGGAGGCAACUGAUGUGGCAAACGCGGUGCUGGACGGUUAGUUUUUGCCUCUUGCCGAUAUCUUAUACUUUGGUGAUCCUGUAAGUUUUUGCCUCUUGCAGAAUCCAAUGAAAGUUCUGAUUCUGAAAGCUCUGACUGAGAAGCCAGCUACCGAAGUGAAGAAUUCUGCGGGUUGCUACUGCACAAAAGAAAAAGCAGGAAUUGGACGGCUCUGACAGUGAUUCUGAUGAUUCAUCAGAUGAGGAUAGCCACUAAAAAACCAGUAGCCAAGAAAGUGGUAGAAUCUAGUGAAAGUUCUGAUUCUGACUCUGAGGAGGAUACCACUGCUAAACCAGUUAAGAAGAAUAAAGAAUCUAGUGAUAGCUCAGAUUCCGACUCAGAUUCAGAUUCUGAAGAAGAUACCACUGCUAAAACAGUUUCUGUAAAGAAAGAAGAAUCUAGUGGUAGCUCAGAUAAUGACUCGGAUUCUGAUUCUGAUGAACCAGCAAAAUCUACUAUUCCUGCUAAGAGGCUUCUGACAACAGAGAAAAAGAGUGAACAUUCCAAGGAUGAUUCUGAUGAUAGUUCUGAUGAGAGUGAUGAAGAGCCUGCACUAAAGAAGCCUAAGGAAUUUUUGGUGUUUGCUUUUUCAUCUGAAGAUUUUGGUCUCUUAGGUUGCCAAGAAAGAAAGCAGUGGUGAUGACGACAGUUCUGAAGAGAGCUCCAGCAGUGAUGAUGAAAACGAUCAAUCGGUGUCAAUGUGAAAGUCCAAGCAAAAUCAAGAACGAAGAUCUGAAUCACCCUCACCCCUCUAGAGAAAUCAGUUUACUCAUUCAAGUUCUGGAAAUUCUUUAUAGCUUUCUGAGUUUACUUCGGUCUUGCAUGUGUUAGCUUUCCAUUUGUGCCCCUUGCUUUG